GCUACUGUCGGUCGAUGUAGCGUGUGGAAAUUAGAGUCGACGUGCACAGAAGAAAACAAGAGUUUAUAGAAUUAAUUAUCGCUUCAAACGUUAAUAUGGCGAAACUGGAGUUGUUUAACACAUAUCUGACUGAACGGUUAAUGGCAGCGGCUGUUGAGAUCACCUCUGCAGUAGAGAGAACAGUAACCAACUACCAGGAGGAAAUCUCCCGUAUCAAGGAGGAGAACGAACGGCUGCGACGGCUGCUGGAGUUCAAACCAUACGAACCGUUACCUGAAACAGACCACCAACAUCUCCCUCUCCUGGCGGAUAAAGGAGCUCGUCCAGAGAAGCGUUACUGCCAGCAGGAGUGGCGCCCCAGUCUGGAGCCGGAGAAGCCAGUGCCCAAACUGACUAAAGAGGAACCAGAGGAGAUAUGUGGGACAAUUCUGGAGGGCAACCUGGUGUCUGAUAACAAAGACAUCCUAACUGUGUGUGUGUCGAGUGACUGUGAGGGUUUGGAACCACCUCAGUCCCCACAGCAUGAAACACAAACUGUAGAGAGUAGAGAUUUACUAUUCAGUAACAUACCUGGAGAUAUUCAGCCAGAGCCUAAGGUUGAGGAAGAUUACAUAGACUACAUAAUAUCAGAACCAAGCAGUCCUGCAGCUCAGAGUGAAUGCAGUGCCAUCAGUGUGGAGAUACCUGUUUCAACAGGGUCAAACCCACGGAAAUCUCAAGGAAAACAAAGGGAGAAACCACUAACUGUUGAAGAUAGUCAUCCUUAUUGCUGCAACUUGUGUGAGAGGACAUUUAUAGACCUGUUUCUUUUAGUUAACCACCAGAAAACUAUACACACUAAGCAUGCUAAAGAAAGCUCUUCUGGUGUGUGUGAAGAAGUGUUGGACUCCAAAGAUAACCUGCCAGUCCAUUUGGAAACUCACACUACAGUGAAAGCUAGUACCCAAUGGCAAGUCCACACUGUACCAAAACCUAGUCCUUACCAGCAAACGCUCAGCACAGAAAGGCCUGUUUCUCGACUACAAUCUGCAGCCAAACAUACUUGUCAAGUUUGUGGCAUGUCUUUCCCUUACAAUCAUAAUCUGAAACUUCACAUGCGCACUCACACAGGUGAGAAACCUUUCAAAUGCAAGGUGUGUGGGAAAUGCUACCCAUACAAAGGGUAUAUGAAUGUACACAUGAGGCUUCACACUGGAGAGAAGCCAUUUCAGUGCAUAGAAUGUGGGAAGGGCUUCCCGACUAAGCAAUAUCUGUCCAAUCAUAUGAUGUUCCACACAGGAGAGAAAUCCUAUCGCUGUAAGGACUGUGGGAAAGGCUUUUAUCAGAAAGAAGAUCUAGAUAAGCACCUGCCAACACACCUACAGGAGAAACCAUAUGGUUGCUUAGACUGUGGCAAAUGCUUCAAAGACGUUCAUCAUCUGACUAGACAUAAAUUAGUUCACACAGGUGAGAGACCUUUCACAUGCACUGUGUGUGGACGAGGCUUCAGCAUCCAAAGUAACCUGAAAGUACACCAACGUAUUCAUACUGGAGAGAAACCAUAUCGGUGCAAACUGUGUGACAGAGGUUUUACUAGUGAUAGUGGUCGGAAGUAUCAUUUGAAAGCUCUUCACAAACUCUAAUGUUCCCUUUGAAUUGCAUUUAUGUCAGAAUAUAACAAUGAAACGUCAUGGGUGUAAUUAUUUGUUUUGGGUGCUGUGGAAUAACAUUUAUUCAAAUGUGUAUUCAAAAGUCCUCCUCAGUUCAUUUGUAGGUUUGUGUAAGUUCCCACCACUUUCCAAUAGCGGACUUGAAAUUAGAAUACGUGUAUUUUAUUAGCAGGAGCUACAAGAUAUUUACUAAUCUCACCUGAGUUGGGUUCUGGUCUCUUAUGAAUUUGCUGUCGUAGAGGGGUGACAGCAAUUAUAUCGCCCCUUUGCUGUCGCGGAGGGGCGAUAUUCAGAAAGGACUGAAUAUGAAAAAAAAAUUCCCUACAGAACACAAAAUGCUGAUGACAUUACACUUUUUUGUACUUACACUGUCCCCUACUGAAAAUAAUUUGCAUUACACUAAAAUUCUAGUUUAACUUCCGCUUUUUCUCAGGAGAUGGCGACAAAGACAGUAAUCCUGUUUUGAGUCUUUCUUUUUUUUCUUCAGAUGCCUAAUAAAUAGACAUUUGAUGUAGGUGUUGGGCAUUUAAAAAUGUCUGGUAAAUAAAUUGGGUUCCAUUAAUAAUC
Esox lucius (northern pike) is the source of this 2216-nucleotide messenger RNA. RefSeq names its product gastrula zinc finger protein XlCGF57.1-like. Gene Ontology annotation, molecular function: RNA polymerase II cis-regulatory region sequence-specific DNA binding; DNA-binding transcription activator activity, RNA polymerase II-specific. Gene Ontology annotation, biological process: regulation of transcription by RNA polymerase II. The coding region runs from base 96 to 1622 and encodes 508 amino acids. The record is from RefSeq and is a predicted model, not a curated record. The transcript is spliced from 2 exons. Gene Ontology annotation, cellular component: nucleus. NCBI's taxonomy places the organism in Eukaryota, Metazoa, Chordata, Actinopteri, Esociformes, Esocidae.